AUGGUUGAGACGCACCUGCCCGCGCUCGCUGCGGACCAGGAAGCACACGUCCAGUCUCUGCUCCAGUACCCUUCAUCCACGCCGCACCUCAACCGAUUUGGGCUCUCGAUUCGCGACCCCGGUGGGGGACGCGGGCGGGGGGUAUAUGCGACUGCGCCUCUCGCCGCAGACACGCUCAUCGAAGUGAGCCCUGUGCUGCUGUUCCCGCCAGCCGAGUAUGCCGAGUACGGAAGCAAGACGCAGCUGGACGGUUAUACGUUUGUGUGGAAACGCACAGGCGGCAGGGCGGUGAUGGCGCUGGCUCUCGGGCUGGGGUCGCUCUUCAACCACCACCCGACCGCGCCCAACGUCAAAUAUGUGUUGGACCAUGCGACGCAUUCGAUCAGCUAUACUACGACGAGGGCGGUAGCGGAGGGCGAGGAGCUCACCAUCUCGUACGGCGCGGGAAGGAUGUGGUGGGAACCCCCACCGUCGCAGGAGGUGACAGAGAGGGAGGAGCAGGAAAAGAGACAGGCUCAGGACCCAGACCACGCAGCUAUGGAGAUGGGCCGCAUCGGUCUCAGCGACGACGAAGACGAACAGGAAUCCUCGAGUGUGGACAAGGCGAAGAGAGUGGAGAAUGGCAUCGAGGUUCGAAGUGCGCCUGGUCCAAGUCGGCCUGCCACGGGGCCUGCGGUGUACCGCAUUACCGCGGGCGUGGACCCCGUCACUGUGCCGCUCGCCACACGCGAUGCGUGGAUCAUCGACAUCCCGCCCACCUCGGCCUCUUUCGCGGUCAAGUUCCUGCAGAAGCAUCCUGCCGAGCUGCAGAAUCGCGACGACGGCCUGCACUCGACGCGCCACCUGCGCUCCUUCCGCACCUCGACCAGCGUCGAUCCCAACGGCCGCAAAGUCGCACGCACGCACUUCCUCCUCUGCCUGCGCACCGCCUUUCCGGACCGCUCCCGACUGGUCUCCUGGCUGCGCACGGAGGGCGGAAGUGUGUUCGGAGAGAGCCCCGAACCGUACAUCGGCCAGGUUCCGGUGAUUGCUGCGCCGACAAAGGAGAGGUUGACGGAAUGGCAGGCCGUGUGGCCGUGCAUUGUCAGGACGAAUGCCAAGGAGCUCGUGCCGGACAAUGGCGGCAAUCCGGUGCUGCUGGUGGACAGGAAGGGCGACGAGAAGAUGUGGCACGACUCACAGAGGGUGCGGUGGGCGUGGAACAGGUUCAAGCGAUGUGUUGCUCUUGCAAGGCAUGCGCUGCAACGGGCCGACGAUCAGUCGACCGUAGUCAAGGUCAAGGCGAUCGGAUCGGCCGUGCACGUUACGCAUCCUUUUGAUGCCGCGCGGCAUUUCCAGUCUGCAAACGGGGCUAUGACGUGGGAAGAGCGCGAGGGCUGUGACUGGUCGCAGCUGACCGGGCCUGGAGCUCCGAUCAUCGGUCGACUCCCGCCUUGCGAAGCCACAACAACGUGGGAUCCGCACAAGGAACGCAUCAUCUCUACUCUCGGUAUGACUGAAGCGCAAUGGUCUGCCUUCAACACGACACCUUCCGCCUCUGUAGCCGUCUACACGUCGCCCUCGCCUGGCAUAGGAACGAUCGAAGUCGACGCGUUGGAUAUGCGCGUUGCCCUGCGCAAUCCACUCAAGCAUGCUGUCAUCUCGGCGGUAUCGCGCGUCUCGACGCUGCGCGGUAUUGAUCGCUCGAAUUCGUCGCUCGCGGUUGCCAACGGUGCCGACUACCUGCUCACCGGUCUGGCGCUGUUUACGAUCUACGAGCCGUGCAUCUACUGCUGCAUGGCGCUCGUCCACUCGCGCGUGAGCGAGGUCUACUUCCUCCUCCCCUCCCCCGGCCGUGGCGGCUGCUGCGGCGCAAACCUCCCCCAAGCCUCCCAAUGCGACAGGGCAAACGACGGAGGAAUCUACGCCAUCCAGGAACAAAAAGGCCUCAAUCACGCAUUCACCGUUUGGCGCUGGAUGCACCCUUCCCUCGCCCUCCCUCACCAACCAAACGAAGAACCCGCCGAUGCACUCGACGACCUGGCAACAGAACUACACAUCGGCCUGCUAGACCCAUAG
This is a messenger RNA of Moesziomyces antarcticus, 2058 nucleotides long. RefSeq names its product SET domain-containing protein. The transcript has a single exon. Gene Ontology annotation, cellular component: nucleus; cytoplasm. NCBI's taxonomy places the organism in Eukaryota, Fungi, Basidiomycota, Ustilaginomycetes, Ustilaginales, Ustilaginaceae. Bases 1 to 2058 code for a protein of 685 amino acids. Gene Ontology annotation, molecular function: protein binding; tRNA-specific adenosine-34 deaminase activity. The record is from RefSeq and is a predicted model, not a curated record.